Contarinia nasturtii (swede midge) is the source of this 1021-nucleotide messenger RNA. RefSeq lists its product as uncharacterized. The coding region runs from base 245 to 961 and encodes 238 amino acids. Lineage: Eukaryota; Metazoa; Arthropoda; Insecta; Diptera; Cecidomyiidae. The transcript has 5 exons. The record is from RefSeq and is a predicted model, not a curated record.
AAAAAAGAGUAUGAAUUCGAAAAGCGAACAACGCUGCACUGGCAGGUGAUUCCAAGGCAAGCGUACAACACAACGACUAACGUUUUUUGUGCGUCCCCGUUUGUGGUUGUAAAUAAGAAAGUUUACAGUGUGUCUUUUUGUUUGUUUCGAUAAGCACACUAAUUUUAAACUGCCAAUCCAAUGGGAAACGUUUCAGCACAUUUUAAAUCGCUUCGAAUAUUUUUCGUUUUGGAGCGAGAACCAGAUGAAAGAGUGUAGUGAAUUAGCAACAAUUCAAACGUACAAACCUUUUGAUGUUAUUUAUGCGGCGGACAACAAACAAAUAAAUCAGGUCCAUAUUGUACUCAAUGGCCGAUUAAGUAUAAUACAAUAUUUAAAUAUAAACGCAACGUACAGAAAUGGACAUGAGCACGUGAUGAAUCUUAAAUCACAAAUGAAAAUUGAACCAGUUCCACAUGAUAUUCUUCAAUUAAUUUGUAUGUUUAAUGAAAAUCAAGAAAAAUCCACGAUGGAUUUAACAUCUGAUUUGGAUUUAAUUGAUCGCGAAAAUAUACCCAAAACCAGAGCUGAAGGUGCACAUUCUCACGUGACUGUACAGCAUACCAAAUCGCAUUUCGUUGAAAUUGGCGAAUUACGAUGCGGCUCAGUUUUUGGAAUUGGCGAACACAUGGAAGACAGAGUCAUUGCUGCAAAACACACCGAAGUUCAAUGUCUGUUGAUUCCACAAUACUGGCUAUUACAAAAAAAGCAAAAUGCCGGAAACAUUUGGCAUCGAGCAAAACUAUUCCUUGAUUUUACAUUACCUUCACGCCAAGAAGUAUUUCAGUAUUAUUUGCAAGCGAAAAAAUGGAAAAACUUUAAGAAUAAACUGAUUAAAAAUAGCGAAAGAAUCAAACCAAUAACAAACACAACGAAGAUUGAAGACGUACCAAUUUUAUGCCGUUUAAAUGAUUCACUGUAAAACAAAACAAAAAAAAAACAACUGUUCAGCAAUAAAAACGAUGAUUUUUUUUCAAUAACA